GUGUAGGUUUCACGGCUAGGUGUCUAUAUCAGGAGCACCUCCCCUCCUAGACAAACUAAUCUAGACGACACAAUCCAUCUCACAACAGUCAGCCAAACCUACAUAAAUAUAUUGCAAGCAAGAUCCAAGUUUUCUCUCAUAUCCUCGGCUACACAUACGCAUAUCCCAAGACCUCUUUAAAUCCAGCAAAGAUGCCUCACCGUGAGCGGCAAAGCAGGAGGCUGGUUAUCUGCGACGAUUGCAUCCGUUGCGAGAGCUCGCAUCGCCGCGGGCGGCACUCUCAGCUGUGCCCUUCCUCGACGCGGAGGGAGCAACAAGAGCGGCGGUACCGCGACGACCAACCAGGGCGCCACCAGCCUCGCUACCAAGGCGAUGGACGAGAGAGCCUCGUAGGGCUGAUCGGUAUCUUUUGCAAGGCGGCAUUCGGAACCGUCUUCGGCCACGAGACCACCGGCCGCCCGAGGCACCGGAGCCGCAGCCGCAGCAGAACAGCAUCGCCUUAUAUCACGGGCUGGAUCAUACAGCCUAUUACCGUCGGGCGCCAGAGCAGUAUGAUGGGCGCAGUCACCGCCGUCAUAGCCGUCCACACUCCAGAGAGAGCGGAAGACGGGCCGCGGCCGAAGAUCUUCGCACCCAUGGGAGAUAUCCCUGGGCUCACCCACCAGAGGACUAUUACUCGGCCGCCGGAGCGCACGUACCGUAGUUCAGCCGGUGCCACCGUCGCCAAGCUCACUAUCGCCAAGGACACCAUCGGCGAGGCAACCAGCGCCGAGGAAGCCAUCAUCAAGACGGCUGCUACUGGCGGCGCCUGCGGAUUCGGCCCGUCCGUCGUGGAGCCAAUCCGAAGCUAA
Molecule: messenger RNA, 851 nt
Organism: Gaeumannomyces tritici R3-111a-1
Lineage: Eukaryota; Fungi; Ascomycota; Sordariomycetes; Magnaporthales; Magnaporthaceae
Exons: 4
Coding region: 192-851 (219 amino acids)
Source: RefSeq, a predicted model, not a curated record